Brachypodium distachyon (stiff brome) is the source of this 1903-nucleotide messenger RNA. RefSeq names its product pre-mRNA-splicing factor ATP-dependent RNA helicase DEAH7-like. NCBI's taxonomy places the organism in Eukaryota, Viridiplantae, Streptophyta, Magnoliopsida, Poales, Poaceae. Gene Ontology annotation, cellular component: spliceosomal complex; intracellular anatomical structure. Gene Ontology annotation, biological process: mRNA splicing, via spliceosome. Gene Ontology annotation, molecular function: RNA binding; ATP binding. The record is from RefSeq and is a predicted model, not a curated record.
UGUUAUGCUGCUGCUAUGGAGCAGGUUGUGCGUGAAAAUCAAGUUGUUGUGGUUGUUGGCGAAACUGGUUCUGGUAAGACCACUCAAUUGACUCAGUAUCUGCGAGAUGGAUAUACCACAACUGGUGUUGUUGGCUGUACUCGACCGAGACGUGUGGCUGCCAUGAGUGUUGCCAAGCGGGUCAGUGAAGAAAUGGAAACUGAGCUUGGUGAUAAAGUCAGAUAUGCUAUUCGAUUUGAGGGUGUCACUUGUGCUAACACUAUAAUCAAGUAUAUGACAGAUGGAGUACUUCUCCGUGAAACAUUGAAAAACACCGACCUUGACAAAUAUCGUGUUAUCGUCAUUGAUGAAGCACACAAGAGAUCCCUCAAUACUGAUGUUUUAUUUGGUAUAUUAAAGAAGGUUUUUGCACGACGGGAUUUUAAACUGAUUGUCACAUCUGCAACCCUAAGUGCACAAAAAUACUCGAAAUUCUUUGGAGGUGUACCUGUAUUUCACAUUCCUGGCAGGACAUUUCCUGUUAAUAUCUUGUUCAGCAAAACACCAUGUGAAGACUAUGUGGAAGCGGCAGUGAAGCAGGCCAUGACAAUCCACAUAACAAGUGGCCCUGGUGACAUCCUCAUUUUCAUGACUGGGCAGGAAGAAAUUGAAGCUACCUGCUAUGCUCUAGCUGAGCUAAUGGAGCAGCUAAUAUCAUCGUCCACCAAGACUGUACCCAACCUCUCCAUCUUGCCCAUCUACUCACAGUUGACUGCCGGCAUGCAGGCCAAGAUCUUUCAGAAGGCAGAAGAGGGCACUCGCAAGUGCAUAGUGGGUGGUAUCUUCUAUGUCAUCGAUGCCGGGUAUGGAAAGAUGAAGGUAUACGAUCCAUGGAUGGGCAUGGAUGCUCUUCAGGUUUUUCCAUGUAGUCGAGCAGCUGCAAAUCAGCGUGCAGGACGUGCAGGAAGAACUGGUCCUGGCACAUGCUACAGGCUGUUCACACAAUCAGCUUACCAGAAUGAGAUGCUCCCUAACCCUGUGCCAGAGAUCCAAAGGAAUAACCUGGGGAACGUGGUUCUCUUAUUGAAAUCCCUCAAAGUCGAAAACUUGCUUGAUUUUGACUUCGUGGACCCAACUCCCCAGGAGAAUAUCCUUAACUCCAUGUACCAGCUCUGGCUGUUGGGUGCCUUGAACAAUGUUGGUGGCCUCACAGAAAUCUGUUGGAAGAUGGUGGAAUUCCCGUCGGACCCAACUCUAGCAAAGAUGCUUCUUAUGGGGGAGAAGCUGGAUUGCCUUGAUGAAGUAUUGACUAUUGUAUCCAUGCUCUCGGUGCCCUCAGUUUUCUUCCGGCCAAAAGAUCAAGCAGAGGAGAGCGACGCCGCAAGGGAAAAAUUAUUUGUCCCAGAGUCUGACCACCUGACACUCCUGAAUGUAUACCUGCAAUGGAAGUCAAAUCAGUACCGUGGAGACUAUGUCAAGGGUCUCCGAAAAGCUCGGGAAGUGAGGUCUCAGUUGCUGGAAAUACUGAAAGCCCUGAAGAUCCCACUGUCACCUACACAUAUGUGGGAUUUAAUAUAACUCCCAAGGCAAGGCUCUGGUCUAACCUAAAAAGCUCAGUUCAGCUUCAGCCCACGUACAUACUGGUCAUGAAGAGCAAAGCAACGGUGAGGACGAGACCAGCACAGAUGCAAACAAACAAUAAGAACCCACAUUGACCCACAAUCAGGGACUAACAAAGAGCAUAGGGAGAAACAAGAAGAUGAUAUUGUGGCAGAGGUUAAUAACCAGGCUGGCGAAGGGAAGGAGGCGUCAAGCAGGAUGAACCAACACUGACCAGGCAAGAUAACUAUACAGAAGAAGGACAAUGGUGUUAGCGCCACGUGAAGAAACGAUGACCACAAAUAAUAAAUUUACACUAUCCAAA